UUUCAGGUUCACAUUAUCGGACACAGCAUAUCUUUUCCAUUGGUGGAAAAAUCGUCAUGUGUCAGUCCAUCGUAUGAUGUACCAGCUGAUCCGCCAAGGCCGCCUGACCAUCGUCGGCGGAGGUCUCGGAGUCAGCGACGAAGCCUCCACUAGCUAUCACGCCAUCAUCGACCAGUUCACCUACUCACUCAGGAAGCUGAACUCUACAUUCCGCGCAUGCGCGCGCCCUCUAGUGGCGUGGGCGACAGACGUGUAUGGACAUUCAAGAGAGUUCACCUCCCUCAUGGCACAGAUGGGAUAUGACGCGUUAUUCAUAAACCCGAUCAGCUACGACGAAGAAGUCGCGCGCAUGCGCAGAAGAUCAUUGGAAUUCUUAUGGCGCGGCAGCGAUGACCUCGGUCCGUCGACCGACAUGUUCACACAUAACUUGUUCGACGGGUACUGGGCGCCACCAGGCUUCUGUUUCAGCAAGCUGUGCACCGACCCCCUACUGGUCACCUCUAACAUACUCUUCUCGGACUUAACGGACCGGGUAGACAAGUUCAUCGAAAGCGUGCUAUACCGGCAAGCCCCGAACUUCGAGACGCGGAACGUUAUGGUAAUCAUGGGGCAUCGUAAAGCCUACUCGGAUGCUUACGUCUGGUUCGAGAACAUCGACAAACUAAUCGUUCACACAAACUGGAGGGCCACCCAGAAAAAACUCAACGUAACCAUGUUCUACUCGAACCCGCCUUGCUACCUGGCCGCCGUCCAUGACGAGAUCCCAGACUUGGAAACCAAACAGGACGAUUUCUUCCCGUACGUGCACGAUAGGGACAGCUAUACGGUCGGCAUGUACACUUCUAGGCCUACGUUGAAGUACCUUAUCAGGGAGGCGCACAUCUACCUGCAGAUGGCGAAGCAAAUGCAAAUAACUGCCAACAUGGGCCCGUAUAAAAGCAUCUUUGAAGACUUCAAUUGGGUCAUGGGGGUGGUCCAAGACCACAGCGUGGCGCCAGGGGUGCUGCGGCAUCGGGUCAAGCAAUACUACGUGAGCAGGAUAGACGCGGCCAUCACCAAUUCUACCGACUUCAUUUCGAAAGCUUUUACUAAGCUACGCUCAAGCCCUCAACAUGUGGGGUACGACCGGUGUAUGUUCAACAUAUCUUCGUGUUAUGGGUCCCGAUUCAUUAAGUAUAGCAUUCAGGUGUAUAACCCGCUCGGCUGGGCCGUCACUACGCCCGUGCGGCUACCCGUCUAUCCCACGAACAGCGUUUUUAAAGUCUACGACAAUGACGGCGAAGAAGUUAAAUCGACGACAAUAAGAUUGCCAGAUACAAUAUUGAGAAUUCGCAGUCGCCCAAAAGCAGACUAUGAAGUCGUUUUCAUAGCAGUCAACAUCCCACCGGUGGGAUUCCGGUCCUAUUAUAUAGAAGCACAGUUCUUUAAAGCUCGUAAAAUGUUAGUUAAAAGAGGAGGCCAAAAAAGCGCAGAUUAUGAAGACGACACAGAAGAGGAAACAUUAGCACCUGUUGAGAAAGAAACUAAACAAGAAUCUAGACCAAGGAGAGAUAAAUAUGAAAUGAAAGUAUUGGGUUCAGAAGGCAAUAAACGAGAGAAGAAAAUGAUUGCUAAUAAAGCACUUAAUACCCAUAAUAUGACUAAACGUGAGACCAGACAAAGGCUAACAGAUGUAGUAAAGGAUACAGCAAAUAACUACUUUAAGGAUAGUGUUCCUGUUGACGACGUAGACAACGAUCAAACAAGAAGUGCUACAGAAGCACAAAUAAUGCUUCCGAUGCUAAAGGAACAUGCUACAGAAGUCGGAGGUAGCCUUCUCAUGCUAAAAGACUAUUUGCAAAAAUCUAAAGUUCUUAAUAAAUUGGACUUCAUUGAACCGGAAAACGAACUGUUAUCAUCUCAUGAGCAUGAACCUGAAUUUGAGGCUGAAGCAGAUAUAAAAAUACCUUUUACGAAAAACAUUACAAGAUUCAGUAAAGUAAAUACGGAAGAUAUGAUGGUAGAACCGGAUAUAAGGGUGCAUAUUGUACGUCCACAUAGAAUAAAACCAGAACAGCCUUAUUUAACAACUACAGAUUCAGAUAUCAGAGUACCUACGCAGGCCAGACGCAGGCCGGAUAUAAAGAUAUUAUUAAACACUGAUAUAAAAGUACCAGUUAACAAAUCCACUUUUAAAAAUAAGGAAAGAAAAUGGUCAGAAUCAGUAGAAUUUAAGGAAUCUAGAACAGAAUCAUUAGCGAUAGUUCCCGUUCAAACGGAAUCAACAACAUCUGCAGUGUAUGUGGCUGAAUGGCCUAGUACAACUGAAUCAGUAUUAGUAGUACCAGUUAGAAAAAUGUGGGAAAAAGUUACAGUUAAACCAAAGUUGAAACUCGAAACAGAACGGCAAGAUGCUGAAACAAAAAAAAAUGAAGCAGCUCUAGAAUAUACAACUGAAUCAGUAAAUACACCAGUCAAUGUAGCACAGUUAGGAAAGACGGGAAACAAGGACAUGCAAGUUAGAAAUACCGAUACACUUGUAGAUACUGACCUGAUAGUAGACACAGGUGCCCGGAACGAGGAUAUUGAGCAAAUUGAAAUUUUAGAAAGGUUCAGAACGUACUCACAAACCACUGAAGAGGUAGAAAGGCUCGCACCAUACUUACAAACUACAGAAGAGAUUGAGAGAGUUAAAAAUGAAGAAAAUAUUGAAACAAGCACUGGCGUAGAACCUACUACAACUGAAAGUACCGAUUACACAUCUAGUACCACUGACAAUAUUAGAUAUACGAGUACUAAAGCGUAUGACGAUAAACUAUCGUCUGUGUCUCCAAUUGAAACUAGAAAAAGUUUUGCUUCAGCUGCUGAUAUUGCUGAUACAAAUGAAAAGUAUUUCAAAGUAGAUGAUGGAAGCCGAUUGUUCAUAGGAAACAAGUACGUCCGGGUCAACCUCGACGAAAGACGACGUGUCUCCAGCAUCUUCCUCCGCAAUGGAGUCCGCAUCAACCUCGAGAUUCUCAUGUUCCACUACGUCUCCGAUGACCCGGCCAAGUUUGACAUCAGGACAGUACCACGGAGAGAGAUCAAGCCACCAGGAGCGUACAUCUUCAGGCCUAUCGACCCUUACAUUAUCAGGUCGGAGGAUAAUUAUGAUGUCAGCAUUGUAAAGACGGAUAUAGUUGAAGAGAUCCGUAUAACUUUUAGCAAUUGGACGUCUCUGCAGCUGCGGCUGUAUGUGGAUAGCCCGGUUGUUGAACUGCACUGGUUGGUCGGGCCGAUCCCAACUGACGACGGCUUAGGCAAGGAGGUAUUCAUCCGGUACAAAACCGAUCUGGACCACGACGGAGCCUUCUACACGGACUCCAACGGACGGCAGACCAUCAAGCGGAUCAGAGGCACCAGGGCCACGUACGACCCUGUAGAUUUGGACCCUAUCACAGGCAACCUAUACCCCGUGACGUCGAAGAUCUACAUCGAGGAUCCGAGGAAGAAUAUCCGUUUCUCGGUCUUCAACGACCGAUGCCAGGCCGGGGGUGCGCUGAUAGAUGGCGCUGUUGAUCUCAUGCUGCAUCGGAGGAUACUUACUGAUGAUAUAGGUUUUGGUGCAUACUUAAACGAGACAGAAGACGGCGAACCAAUCAGAGCAGCCGGCACCCACUACCUCUACCUCUCCAAGGCGCACAGAAACAAAAUAUUCGAAAAGAAAUUCGCAAAAGAAAUAUAUUUCGCUCCCCGCGUUUUGACUUCCAACAAUGCAAUGUACGCUGACGAUAUGCGACAAACGUUUUACAAUAGUAAAAAUGAGUUUAGCGCUCUUAAUGAGAAAUUACCAUUAGGUGUGCAUCUUUUGACCUUAGAAAGAAUAACUGCUGACGAGAUGUUAGUGAGACUCGAAAAUUAUUUGGAAAAAGCAGACGUGACCUCUGAUGGUGUUCGGUAUGUGCGCUUAAGAGAUUUAUUUAGAGAUAUAAAGAUAAUAUUGUUGAAAGAAACUCUGUUAGCUGGGAAUAUAUACAAGGACCAGUGGAAGCCGACGCAGUGGAAAAAGAAGAAUUUGUUUUAUAGAAGAUUUAAUGAUUAUUAUGGUAGUGGUAAUGAUACUUUGGAAGAAGAUGAGCUGGAUGUAAGUGACGAUUUGGGUGGGAGAGGUGUUAGAUUAGCCCCGCAACAGAUUAGAACGUUUAUUGUUAAGUAUAAGUAUAAUAAAGCAUAA
Molecule: messenger RNA, 4192 nt
Organism: Cydia fagiglandana
Lineage: Eukaryota; Metazoa; Arthropoda; Insecta; Lepidoptera; Tortricidae
Product: lysosomal alpha-mannosidase-like
Exons: 17
Coding region: 74-4192 (1372 amino acids)
Biological process (GO): mannose metabolic process
Cellular component (GO): lysosome
Molecular function (GO): carbohydrate binding; alpha-mannosidase activity
Source: RefSeq, a predicted model, not a curated record